AUGGCAAUUUUCUUACAUAAUAAUGUGAUUAAAUCCUUAUUUAAAUCACCAAUAAAAUACUUUCUUAGAUUUUCUAGCCUAUUUACACCGGAUUAUUUAAGUUUGCUAAAACCUAAAAUACCGUUAUAUGGAAUGGUGAAUGUUCAAAUUAAAGGUUACAAUUAUCCUACAUUAGAAAAUUUUCAACGAUUAAUUCAUCAACAUGCAGUACAGCUAGAUAUUGAUAUUGAAAAUAGUUUUGCAACGCCUUCAAAAUCACUUAAAAUACAACGAUUAAAAGAUGUUAAUACCGGUUUACAAAUUGAUUAUCAACUAGAAGUUUAUGAAAGAAAUGUAUUAGUAAGUGAUGUAUCAUCGAUUCGACUUCCCAUGUUUAUAAGAUUAUUAGAAUCAACACUUCCAGAAGGAGUAACGUUAAAAGUUCAACCAUGGGAUUCGACAAUUGAAAAUAAACGAUAUAUCCCUGAUAAGGAACUUAUAGAAGCAAAAACUGAAUUAGAGAAUAUGCGUAAAAAAUAA
Cotesia congregata is the source of this 519-nucleotide messenger RNA. Lineage: Eukaryota; Metazoa; Arthropoda; Insecta; Hymenoptera; Braconidae. The record is from the annotation of a GenBank genome assembly.